UGGGGACUAUACUAGUUUUUCCCUAAACUAAACGACAUCAUAUGAUGUAGGUUUUUAGGAUCUUCGCCUUCGAGCUUUCUUCCCCCAGAUAAUCACAAAGCCCAAAGGCGUUUAAUUUAGGCGACCUGAAAAGCAGAUAAUCACCGAGCUUAAGAGAAUCCCUUUACCAUAUGAAGAAGAAACUGGUUGUCGUUAGCUACGCGGCUUGCGCCUCCAUUCUCGGAGAUUAUAUGUCUGCGUCUAUAUUAGAUCUAGAAGGUCGUCCAGAUUCGGGUGAUUCAAACGGUAAUCCUCUUCGUCGUGUCCCUCUUAUUCAAAUCGCCGGUAUCGAUGAUAUGGACCAGGAGUGGGGGUAUUGCGUUUUAGAUUCCAUCCUCUAUAUGAGUGGAGAAAAGAAGUCCGUAUAUAAAGUAGAUCUAUCAAAACUGUCUACCUGCACGAGUGAAACUGGUAAUUACAGGGCAGAGAAGAUGCACGCUGAAAUGCUAAGCGAGAAAAAAAGUCCUGUUGCUACGGCAAUCUCAAUGCCUGACGGCAGUGAAAGAGUUCUGGUCUUUUCAACCCGCGACCUUUGUGCGGACCCUUCUAUUAGAAAGACUACUGAUUUUGAAAUUUAUGAUCCAAACUCUGGAAUUUGGGUUGGCCUCCCAGGAAGCGACAUAUGGGGGGAUGAUGCGGCUGUUUGGUUUGAUAUCGUAGCAUUCACUGUUCCCAAGAACAAGUCUCUCUUGCUCAUCCAAACCUACUCUGAUGACUCUUCAAUCUAUGCCCUUGAUUUCCUGUCCCCCCAUGUAGGCUGGCAAAAACGGGAAACCUACUUAGGUGUUAAAAGUAUUCCAUUUGAUAAUUCGCCACACUCUCUCUUUGUGGAUGAUGAAAUAUGUUUGACUGGUUAUGGUGCAUAUGAUAUUUUGGAAAAGGCUCCUGGCACAGGCUUGUCUCAUGUCAUGCUCUAUCGCAGGAUGGGUACCUAUGGUAAAAACCCUAGUAGAUUUUUCUCUUUUCCACAACAACAACUGCUGGAACAUUCACCUGAGUGGUGUUUUUAUAAAUCAAUAUCACCUCUUGUAACCCUACUUGGCUAUGAUUCCAAUAGUGGAGAUUGCGAGUUCUGUGUUGUUCAUCUGGGGCUAAAUAGAUUUGACAGUUCAGCUUGGAUACAACAAUUUGUUUACAAGUUUAAUCUGAAGGAGUACAGAGCAGAGAAGAGGGAGAAGAAGGGGGCGGGAGGAGAAGCUGCCAAGCUCCGUAUACACAUUCUCAAGCAUUCUUCAUUUCAGGCAGUCCGUGCCCCGUGCAUCUAUUUCGAUGCAUGUUAUCUGAAUUCCUUUUAGCUCGGCCUGAUGCACGCCUUUAGUGGUGAUCUAACCACAGGGGAGUUCCUGGCCCGGCGGCCUGCGUCAGGAGUCACAAUACUUUAUACAUGCAUAUCUCACCACAUCCCAGUUAUGGCAUCACUGUCUUGGUCAUCCCUCUCCCCAUAUCCAUUGGGCCUGGCAAACAUAUUUCUUCCUCGUGCAAUUCAUGUCUACAGGCCAUUAGACAUAAGUUAUCUUUAAAGCUAUUCUUACACAUUUUUUGUACACACACUUACACACUCCUGUAAGUGUGUAUACAGACACAACACAUUUGAAGUGUCCGUGAAAUAAGUUGUGUCUGUAUACAGACAAAAUAAAACACUUCACAGACACGAGUGUGUAAGUGUGUGUACAAAAAUGUGUACCUCAAGUUUGGUCGUUUUCUUAUUCCUCAAUAAGUUGUGGAUGUACACAUUCAUUUUAGUAUUUGCACACUAUGUUUGGGGCCCAUCCCCUGCCACUUAAAUUAAUAAUGGAUGUUUUUAUGCUUGUUGAUUACUAAAA
Cuscuta epithymum is the source of this 1862-nucleotide messenger RNA. NCBI's taxonomy places the organism in Eukaryota, Viridiplantae, Streptophyta, Magnoliopsida, Solanales, Convolvulaceae. The record is from the annotation of a GenBank genome assembly.